GGACCGUUGGAUCAGGAGCGGAUCCCCAUUAGAAGGCUUCCUGACCCUUCGAUUGCCAUAUAAAAGGAAGCGGGCGCCUUCCCCGCGUUCCUCUUCUUGAUAGUUCUCGCACUCUGUUCUACCGUCACUACCUCCGCCUUCUUCUCGCCAUGGCUCCGACUCCGAGCGUUCGCUGCGACUCCCCUUCCUUUAAGAUUGCCCUUGCCCUCUCUCUCAUCCGCUUCAACAAGAUUCACCGUCCUUCUCCCUCCUUCUCCUCCGACGCCCAGCGCUGGAAGCGGAAGGCCAAGGACCGGAAGCUCGAGAUCCUUAGGCUCCGGGAAGAGCUCAAGCAACUUGAGGAUGGGAGAACGUGUGAAGCCGAUCUACCAAUUGCAUCAUGCCGGUGCCAUUUCUUUGAUGGGAUCGGUGAGUUGGGAGGAGAUGGUUCGGGACGCGGUGAUGGAGGACAUUGGAUCGAUGAGGUCCUGAGGAGGAGAUUCCUGAGGCUGGUUCGCUGGAAGGAAAGGAGGAAGAAAGUGGACCGACCUCUGAAUCAAAAGCAUUUCCUAUCAUUUGGCAGUGAAAAUGAGAUAGAGCAGCUGGGUACAUCAGUAGAUUUCUUGGUGGAGUUUACAGAUAAUAUCCUAGUGAAAGGGGAAAUUGGCCCUUCUUUUGCUACUUUUUCUCAUCAAGCUAUAGAUUUCAUUUUAGCCUCAUUAAAGAAUUUACUAUCAUCACAAAAGGAUAUCGAGCUCAUUGAAGAUAUUGUCAAUGGGUUGAUUAUGCGUCUAAUCAGAAGAAUGUGUGCCAUCCCUGAAAAUGAUGUAUCAGGCUCAGUGAAUUCUGAUUCAGAUCCUCAAUUUUGUGUUCAACACCUAAUUCGCAAGCUAGGAAAUGAGCCAUUUGUUGGUCAAAGAAUUCUCCUUUCAGUCUCCCAGAAGACUUCAGUAGUGAUUGAUAGCUUACUUCUCAUGGAUCCGUUUGAUGAUUCAUUUCCUUGCCUUCAUGGAAACAUGUUUAUGAUGAUUGAACUUAUGGAGUUUCUGAUAUCAGAUUAUGUCAGAAGCUGGAUAAGCAUUGAAGAUUUUGACGCAAGGCUUCUCGAAGAGUGGGUGAGAUCGGUUAUACAAGCGCGCAAGGUUUCAGAACUCUUGGAGUCUAGGAAUGGGUUAUACACGCUUUAUAUGGAACGUGUUGUUGGGGAACUGGCAAAGAUACUCUCUCCACUUGCCAGCCAAGGGAAGCUGGAUGUGGACAUCCUAUCUUACAUGUGCUGCUGACAAAUUGGUUGUACUGUUGAUUCCAAAUUUAGUUACUAAAGAUCUUUGCAUUUGACAGCAGAAUGGUGAUCACAACUUUUUAAAGCAUGGAUAAGGUGCAUUAGUUCUUUUUGGCAUUGGUGCUUUUCCUACAAGUCUGCAGUAUUAAUUUCAGAGAAACUACCAGAAGGAAAUUUGCCUGUGAUUUCUUUGCUCAUCAUCAGUCCUGAUUUCUUGUUUGUUCUAUAUAACCUGCAUUGCGAUCAGAUAAACAUUUGUUGUUCUGUCAAUUAUCUUUUAUCUGUCACCUUGUGGAGGAUUUAAUUUGUGCUAUGGCAUCUCGAGAUCAAGGAUAACUGUAUACUGGUUGCUUGGGAGAUAAUUGAGAAUAACUGGUACAUAGCAGUCAGAUGCAGCAUGGUCCUCGCUCCGACCGGUACAAGCCAGACAAUGAUGACUUGCGUGUGGCUAUGAACCAGUACCUACGAUUGCAGCUAAGAUGUAAGAGCAAUGCCAUUCCUUUCGGUGUGAACGAACAAUUCCAAGGAACCUUUAGGCAAAUUUCGGCAGUAAGAUAAGUAUCGAUCCGAGGAAGUCGAGACAUACAAAUCAAGUCUAGUGUUAUGUGAUUGCACCAACCGCUCGAAUCAACACAAAUCAAGUCUACAACGUGGCACCCAUGUGAAGAAUUCUAACCAUGAUGGCCGAUUGACUGUCCACCGACAUGCAGAAGGACCAGCGACAGGCUUUCAUUUUCCGGGAAAGAGAUCAAUUCUGACGCUGUUGCUUGUGAACGAGUUUUAGAAUAUCCAUUACAAGAUUGGUACGUUCUUUCUUACUAUGAAUGAAGCAGGCAUAAAUCAAAAUGUUUAGCUUGUGCAUUGUUUGCCCCCCACUUUAUACCGAGCCCUUUUUUUGACGCCAUGAGGGCCAUGCCAUCUACAUGCUUGGUCUGACGCAAUGAACCCAAUUCCCUUCUUUUGCGAGUGCUGGUCCUCGGAUUGGGUUGGCAAGCAGCCUGCGAGCACCAAACUUGGUUCUCAGAGUGGAGCUUCGCCACCAGUGCCAGCCAUGCUGCAGUGGACCGAGUUCAGUAGCCGCCACAACUCCUCCGACACCAACCAGUUCAAGGCCUGAAUGCGACUGUGAGGCUGUCUGGUGAUGGUGAUUCCGGAAGGGAAAACAUGCAGUUCGAUACUGUGAAAUCGAGUAGGUACUCGAAGAAAGGCGGCUUUGGAGGCAGAGGGAGGAUUAUUGGCGCGGGCUCGCAGUCGCUCCGUCAACCUCAUCAUCGUCGGAGCAGCUCGCCAUCGACGCUACAGCCGCGCUCUUCUCUAUCGCCCCUUCCCCUCCUCCUUUUUGCCUUGCUUUAACUGCGGCGACUUCUCUAUCGUUAGCGAUGAAAUAAUUGCCGUCGACCUUCAAACAUUGUACUACGUAAGCAUUGUAUGAACUCAUCUAAUCUAUAACUAUGACACCAGUCAUGAUGCUUCAUGCUACCAUUAGAAUAAGAUAGAUAGCCUUCCUUCUUUGAUUUACUUUUUAUAAGACAUCCUCUUGUUUGAUGA
Molecule: messenger RNA, 2809 nt
Organism: Musa acuminata AAA Group (dessert banana)
Lineage: Eukaryota; Viridiplantae; Streptophyta; Magnoliopsida; Zingiberales; Musaceae
Product: protein MULTIPOLAR SPINDLE 1
Exons: 15
Coding region: 150-1262 (370 amino acids)
Biological process (GO): male meiotic nuclear division; meiotic DNA double-strand break formation; meiotic spindle organization
Source: RefSeq, a predicted model, not a curated record